This is a messenger RNA of Oncorhynchus tshawytscha (Chinook salmon), 1129 nucleotides long. Its product is annotated as cyclin-dependent kinase 2-associated protein 1. The coding region runs from base 249 to 581 and encodes 110 amino acids. The record is from RefSeq and is a predicted model, not a curated record. The transcript has 4 exons. Gene Ontology annotation, cellular component: nucleus; cytoplasm. Lineage: Eukaryota; Metazoa; Chordata; Actinopteri; Salmoniformes; Salmonidae.
ACGUGGCCGCUGCCUGUCCACCAAUGGUCAAGAGAAUGACCGGGUCCUGUACCACAAAUUGGAGGGGUUACAUCGUAUCAGCACGGGCCCAAUCACAGCUUUGAGAGAAGACGGGAGAAUCUUCAGAAAGAGGGGCCUCCAGUGCACGUGUGUUUGUAGUAGAUAAGAUUUUGUUUGGUCUUUAUGCUUAAUAUUUAGGUAAGAGGGAAUUUUUAGGAGGGGGAAAGUGUGGCCAAUUCGAGGCAACAAUGGAUGCGUCUCCAAAUCCCCAGACAAAGACAGUUGGAAACAUUCCGUCUCCGUCAGCAGCCAACUUGGCCACGUUGCAGUCCUACAGGCCGCUGGUGAACGAUGUUUACGCGCCACCCUCCUUGGGAUUCACACAGGGAUCCAGCAGCAGCCAGGUACCCCAGAGUAAGUAUUCAGAGCUGCUGGCCAUCAUCGAGGAGCUAGGGAAGGAGAUCCGGCCCACCUACGCCGGCAGCAAGAGUGCCAUGGAGAGAAUAAAACGAGGUAUCAUCCAUGCCAGGGGACUGGUGCGGGAGUGCUUGGCAGAGACUGAGAGAAAUGCCAGGUCCUAGCUACAGAAGCACUACCCUCUCCUGUAGAAGAACCAAUACUCUCACUCACCAUGUCAAAGACCACUGCAUGGCACAUCCUCUAAAAAGAGGAAUGGAAAACAAAAUAAGGGAUGGUUAAAAAGGUCAAGAAAAUGUUUCUGAAAGGUUAAGAUUUGAGAAAAGGAGGGAAAGGGGACACUAGAAUAGAAUUCAGAAUUCAACGGAUUUGGUUUUUCUUCAUGCCCCGUUUUGGGGUCACAGUUUCCUGACUUCAUAUUUAAAAUUAAUAGUAAUUUUUGCAUGCAAACGUAUGGGUCCAUCAUGGCCUUCAGUUAAUUGUAGACAUUGCAUGGCCUGUACCGGAUUAGACUAGGAGAGGAACACUUUUUGGUAGAUGUUGGUCUGAAUUCCAGACCCUUAAUGGUUGAACAAGUGAAGGACAGAAAUGUGCCAAAUACAUUGGUUCAUUCAUGUUGAGGUUCUUUUUUGGGAUCAAUAAUGAAAAUGCUGUUACUUGCAUCUUUGUAUGUAUUUAUUACUUGUGUAAUAAAAUGUAUUUUCAAUACAAA